[Torrubiella] hemipterigena is the source of this 642-nucleotide messenger RNA. The record is from the annotation of a GenBank genome assembly. Lineage: Eukaryota; Fungi; Ascomycota; Sordariomycetes; Hypocreales; Clavicipitaceae.
CACCAGCUGAGCUGCCCUUUGCAUCAUUUAACCUCUUUGGGAAUAUUCUGAUUAGUUUCACCAUUAAAAGCACCGAUUUCAAUUGAGCCUGAAUUCCACUUAAAAAUGUCUACUGGAAACAAGGAACUCUUUGAGAAGGGCGUCAAGAUCCGCCGCGAGGUUGUUGGCGAUGAGUACGUUACCAGGGCCCUGGAGAACGGAUCCAGCGAAUUCGCCUUUGUAAACCAGCAAUUCGUCACAGAGUACUGUUGGGGAACUGUUUGGGCCCGCGACGGACUAGACCGCAAGCAACGCAGUCUUCUCAAUCUUGGCAUCCUGACCGCCAUCAAGAGCUGGCCCGAACUUGGUGUCCAUGUUCGUGGUGCCAUCAACAAUGGGCUGACUGAGCUUGAAAUCCGUGAGGCGCUGCUCCACGCCGCCGUUUACUGUGGCGCACCGGCUGGUAUGGAAGCUUUCAAGGUCGCUGAGAGAGUAUUAAACGAGAUGGCCGAGAAGGGCGAGCACAAGAGGGAGCUUAACGGCAUGGCGCCGGAUGCCGCUCAACAGAAGUGAGCGAGCGCCCAUGUGUGCGGCGAAUAUUGACACAUGCAGUAUGUAUUGCUUCAAUAGAUUUGCAGUAUAUGCAUAAGGUUACAUUUCUAU